UGUGUAAUGUGUCUGACGUCACAGUGCUGCUGUUCCGAGCGGGAAGGUUCGUGGACAGAGAAACUUGUUGUGAUUAACCAUUCGUGCAAACAAACAUGGCUGCAUCAUCCGCCGUGGAGUACACCAUCGGAGGGGUAAAGAUCCACUUCCCCUGCAAGGCUUACCCAUCUCAGCUGGCCAUGAUGAACUCGAUUGUGAGAGGGUUGAACCACAGCCAGCACUGUCUGCUGGAGAGUCCAACAGGAAGCGGGAAGAGUUUGGCUUUGCGUUUGCUCGCUCUCGCCUGGCAACGCGCUCAGAUAGCUAAACUUGAACAAGGAGGAAGUGGUGUGGAGGAUAAGAGCCAGACAGAGGAUAAAAACUGUGGCAUUCAUAAGAAAUCAGAUGGCACCAUCACAGCCUGUCAGUGUCUUUGUCAUAGAAGAACCAGCAGGGAUUCCACUGGAACUCCUAUUGUGGACUUAACAGUGUCUCCAACCAGAGGCAACACACAGUGGUUGAUGCCAACACCUGCACCUGACAAAGUUCAUUCUUCUCUGAACUUGACCAAGAAGAAGACUUUCAGCCUGACAAGAAACGCAUUCGUCCAGCAGCUGAGGAGAAGGAGGCAGGAGAUUUUCUUCAUCCACGCAUGCAUGCAUGGGCGGGUGUGCAUAGCCGGAAAAGACAUUGUUUGGAGCGUGGAGUCCGUGUUCGCGGACGAUGGCGACUUCCUGCUCACAGCUGGAUGGUGGAUCCAACCAGGACACCAGCCGGCCGUCCUUGUCAAGCUGCAACCAUUCGUGCAAACAAACAUGGCUGCAUCAUCCGCCGUGGAGUACACCAUCGGAGGGGUAAAGAUCCACUUCCCCUGCAAGGCUUACCCAUCUCAGCUGGCCAUGAUGAACUCGAUUGUGAGAGGGUUGAACCACAGCCAGCACUGUCUGCUGGAGAGUCCAACAGGAAGCGGGAAGAGUUUGGCUUUGCUUUGCUCGGCUCUCGCCUGGCAACGCGCUCAGAUGGCUAAACUUGAACAAGGAGGAAGUGGUGUGGAGGAUAAGAGCCAGACAGAGGAUAAAAACUGUGGCAUUCAUAAGAAAUCAGAUGGCACCAUCACAGCCUACAAAGUUCAUUCUUCUCUGAACUCUGACCAAGAAGAAGACUUUCAGCCUGACAAGAAACGCAUUCGUCCAGCAGCUGAGGAGAAGAGCCGGAAAAGACAUUGUUUGGAGCGUGGAGUCGUGUUCGAGGACGAUGGCGACUCUCCUGCUCACAGCUGGAUGGUGGAUCCAACCAGGACACCAGCCGGCCCGUCCUUGUCAAGCUGCGCCUCUGAGCUGUGCACCUGCUGUCCGUGUGCUUCUGUCAAAGACGGCGUGAAGGACAAAGACAAAAAUGUCAAGAAGACCAUCCCAAAGAUUUUCUAUGGAACACGAACACAUAAACAGAUAACUCAGAUCGCCCACGAGCUGAAGCGCACCACUUACUCCAGCGUGCCCAUGACCAUCUUAUCCAGCAGAGACCACACGUGUGUGAACCCCGAGGUGGCGCCGCACUCUAACCGCAAGGAGCGCUGCAAAGACCUGCUGGAGGGCAAGGAUGGCAGGUCCUGCCGCUACUACUACGGCAUUCAAAGGAUGCGGGACCAGAGCAUACUACAGAAGGUCCACGGACUCCAUCAGGCCUGGGACAUCGAGGACCUGGUACGACUGGGCCGGAAGCUGCGAGCAUGUUCCUAUUAUUCCGCCCGUGAACUGAUGCAGGGUGCUUCGAUCGUUUUCUGCCCCUAUAACUACCUGUUGGACCCUCUCAUCAGAGAAAGUAUGGAGAUCAACCUGGAAGGCCAAAUCUUAGUCCUGGAUGAAGCCCAUAACAUAGAGGACUGUGCCCGAGAGAGUGCCAGCUUCACGUUGGACUACAACAGCCUGCUGAUGUCCAGGGACGACUUGGAUGGCAUGGUCAAGUGCAACAUCAGAUGCUCGCUUCAUGAGCCGCUCAGGAACUUCUGCUACAGCCUGCUGAACUGGAUCCAGGCGAGCCAAGGCCUGAUGUCUGAACGGGGAUAUGAGAGCGCCUCUAAAGUUUGGACCGGCAGGGAGGUACUGGACAUCUUCCACAACCUGGGCAUCACUGCUGACACCUUUAACUUGCUGAAGCAAAACCUGGCCUUUGUGUUGGAUAAAGAGGAGUAUGUUAAUGGUAAAGAGGAUGUGGUGCUGGUUCAAACGAUCAAUGCAUCCACCUCCAUCUUACUGAAGAGCCUCUUCAUGGUGCUGGACUUCCUCUACAGAGACAACUGCAGGUUUGCUGAUGACUACAGGGUGGCUCUUCAGAGGAGCUACACUUGGACCAACCAGAUCCCACCUGACACUUUUGCCGGCCCGAGUCUCGGAGUCUGGUCUCGACACAGACAACGGCAGAGCGGCCGCGUCAAAGCAGAAGUCCUGACCCUGAGCUUCUGGUGCCUCAGCCCUGCUGUGGCCUUUUCUGACUUGAGUGGGUCAGUGCGGACGAUUGUGCUGACAUCAGGAACCCUGUCGCCCAUGAGCUCCUUCUCCUCUGAGCUUGGUGUAAAGUUCUCCAUCCAGCUGGAGGCCAACCAUGUCAUCAGCCGCUCCCAGGUGUGGGUGGGCACCCUUGGUUCCGGACCCCAGAACAGAAAGCUGUGUGCCACCUUCCAGCACGCUGAGACCUUUGUGUUCCAGGAUGAGGUGGGAGCCUUGAUGCUGCACGUCUGCCGAGCUGUGACCAAGGGCGUGCUCUGCUUUCUGUCCUCCUACAAGAUGCUGGAGAAGUUGAGAGGUCGAUGGACCAGCACCGGCCUCUGGGAGCAGCUGGAACAACACAAAACUGUGAUCACGGAGCCGCAUGGUGGUGCAAAGGGCGAUUUUGAUGAGCUGCUUCAAAUGUACUAUGAUGCCGUCACACACUGUGGGGAAAGAGAUGGCGCUCUACUGAUUGCUGUUUGUCGCGGUAAAGUCAGUGAAGGACUGGACUUCGCCGACGAUAACGCCCGGGCAGUGGUCACCAUUGGCAUUCCUUACCCAAACUUCAAAGACCUUCAGGUGGAACUGAAGAUGAAGUACAACGACCAGCACUGUAAGACCAGGGGUCUUCUCCCAGGCCAUCGUUGGUACGAGAUUCAGGCCUACCGAGCCCUGAACCAGGCCCUGGGGAGGUGUAUCCGCCACAGGAACGACUGGGGGGCCUUGAUCCUAGUCGAUGACCGUUUUAGGAAUAAUCCCAAUAAGUACAUCACAGGACUGUCCAAAUGGGUCCGUCAGCUGGUCCGGCACCACGGCUCCUUCACAGAUGCCAUGCAGAGCCUGGUAGAGUUCUCUCAGGCCCAGCAAAAGGGGGACGUGGUUCCUGCAGGAAGUCAGACACUCUCACCUCCCAGCGGUCCCUGUACAGCACUUGCAGUGGGGCGGAGUCUAUCUGACACUGCAGACCCUCAGGCAGCCCACUCAGAUGGCCCACUUGGUACUGCCCCUGAUCGUCUGAGCGUAACUGAACCCAGAGCACGAGCAGAUGGUGUGAAGAUGAAGUCUGGUCCAUCAGCAGAUCAAGAACAUUCAUCUCAGCCCCUCGUCCAUCUCUUCAGCUCCUGUCUGAGGAGGCCCAUCUUUAAGGACAAAGGAACCGCUGAGUGCAGGCAGAAUUUGGAAACAAACGAACCCGCUGAGGACAAGGAGAACCCGGACAGCUCCAUUCUCCAGAAGAACGAGGAUUCCAGUCAUCAGCAGGAGACUGGAGAAACCUUCACUGAGGUGACAUUGGAACCAGAUCAGCUGGAACCGUCUACGGCAGUGAUCCCUGGCUGCUGUGGGACUCAGUCUCCUUCAGGAGACGCUCCAGAUGAAGACGAUGAGGACCAGACCACCUUCUUCACCCCGGAGCUGUUUGAGGGUGAAGGAGAUGAAGAGAUGAUGGCUGAGUCACCUUCUAGGAGGAUCUUCAGGACAGGGAGUCCAGCCUGGCUGUCAGAUGACCUGCUCGGGUCACACCAGCCUGACGUCUUUGACAGACAGAUGGACAGUAGCAUUUUAGUGCGAACAGACGGCGCAGAGCUCGAAAAGAUGAUGGAGAAGGAUGCAGAGCAGAGAGCGAGAAAAGAUAACGGGCAGGAGGACGAGAGAUCACAGGGACACAAAGACACAUCAGGACAGGAGCAGAGCAGCUCAAAGGUCAACAGACUGUCCAGGUCCAGGCUGAGGUCUCCUUCCAUCCCAACAGCUAACUGACAGUCAGGAUCCAGGGAGUGCGGGGGGCAGGAACCGGGAUGCCGUGAGCUGGUCUUGGUAUCAGAUUUACUCCAGAGUCUCUCUUUUUGGCUCUGAUACUCUGAGUGUCGUACCACACUGAGUUCCUGAAGCUCUGACUGGAACCUGGAGUUCUGUGGGGACCAGGUAUCUACAGUUGGCUGAGGUCGGGCUCCGUUUGCGCCCCGACAGCCGUCGUUGAUGUCAUUCUUUAGUUUUACUGUGCAAUAUUACACCGAAUACACACUAUAUUCAACUGAGUAGAAACAUUUUACAGGUUUGUCCACCAGGGGGCAGAUUAGCCCUUAAUGCCUUUUCUGAACCUGCUAAUGCCAAUCAGCGGCCACAGCGGGUGGAGCCUAUCCCAGCAGUCAUCAGGUGAGAGGCGGGGUCACCAUGGACAGGAUGCCUGUCUGUCUCAAGACCAUUUUUUGGAUUCUUCUCAGUCUGCUGAUGUUUUGUCAGGAUCAUGUUUCAGUCCUGAUCCCUGAUUUAAACUUUGUCUUUGAAUUCGGUCGUUUCUCUGUUUCCCGCCGUUUGUCUCUGCUGAGUUUACGUUACGCACCGUCGCCCUCAUCACACCUUGUUAUUGGUCCAUUAGCAUCAGCAAUGAUAGCGAGCUAGCUUUCUUCUCGUUAACGCUAAUCAGGCUGUUCUAGCUGUAAAACCAUGUUAACACUGUACGAGAGUAAUUACAGAGUUAUUUUGAUGGGCUGUGCAUUUUAACAAACCAUUAAAACUUUUUUCCAUCUUUGAAA
Molecule: messenger RNA, 4999 nt
Organism: Thalassophryne amazonica
Lineage: Eukaryota; Metazoa; Chordata; Actinopteri; Batrachoidiformes; Batrachoididae
Gene: brip1
Product: BRCA1 interacting protein C-terminal helicase 1
Biological process (GO): double-strand break repair involved in meiotic recombination; nucleotide-excision repair
Cellular component (GO): nucleus
Molecular function (GO): DNA helicase activity; DNA binding; ATP binding
Source: RefSeq, a predicted model, not a curated record